Messenger RNA from Orbilia oligospora ATCC 24927, 672 nucleotides. RefSeq lists its product as uncharacterized. NCBI's taxonomy places the organism in Eukaryota, Fungi, Ascomycota, Orbiliomycetes, Orbiliales, Orbiliaceae. The record is from RefSeq and is a predicted model, not a curated record. The transcript has 2 exons. The coding region runs from base 1 to 672 and encodes 223 amino acids. Gene Ontology annotation, molecular function: protein binding.
AUGUCUUUCAAAGAAACCCCAUUUUACACUUUCGCCCCACCAGAUAUCACAAUAGUCGCCAAAGACCAAGCGUUCCGCGUCCACGAUUAUGUCUUAUCACCACAAUCAGAGUUCUUUAAAACCGCAUUGCAAUCCGAAACAAAGGAAGCCUAUGAAAGAUGCAUUAAAAUAUCCGAAAUCCAGCCCAAUGUCAUGACCGAGGUCUUGAACUGGCUAUACAGAGCACCACUCACCUCGCCCCUAGAUACUGGCGACACCGCCUUCUCCACUUCCUCAGUAGCAAAGAUGAAGGAAAUACUACAAGCCCACGAGUUCCUUCAAAUUAAAGGUGCUACGAGGGAGUACUGCAAAUUCAUUGAAGAUGAGUUGCAGAAGUUGGGGACUGAUCCGACCGUUCGUCAUCCACGCGAAGACGGCAACGGAACGUUUCUUACAUUCCACCGCAAUUAUACGAGCAAUAUCGCAGAGCUUUUGAAUGAAAUUUACAGAUCCGGAUGUACAGUUAGUAAGGAGGCCAUUGCGAGAUUGAUUGCUACUAUUUCUUACGAUAACAACGGGAAUGAAUGUCGAUUAUCGAGGUUUGCGACUGCGGUAGAGAAGCUACAGGAUCCCGAUGGGAGGUUCUUUCGGGAUAUUUCUCUUGCACUAAUUGCUCUGAGGAUGGCUAGAUAG